Molecule: messenger RNA, 309 nt
Organism: Staurois parvus
Lineage: Eukaryota; Metazoa; Chordata; Amphibia; Anura; Ranidae
Source: the annotation of a GenBank genome assembly
UGUAUGUGAAAUGGUUUGAUACAGUAAAUGUUUUACUAUGUGAUUUUAGUGAAUGUCACUUUUUGUCAUUUUCAAAUUUCCCGCCCUUCCUUCCCCGUACACCCUGACGCUAGCAGGGGACAGAACCCAGAUGACAGAUGCCAGCAUCCGCCUGAUUACAUUGCCGGGGACACUGCAGGAGGAACAUCGCGGGAGCGCAGGACAAGGUAAGUGAUUGAGAGAUCCCGGAACAGCGCUGCAUGGUAAGCCUGAGUGUAGCUCGGGGUUACCGCUUGUGCUACACUCGGGAAUACCACCAGGGAGGUUAAG